AUGGAUGGAAAGCGAAUUUUACCUGCCUUAGUAGAUAGAAAUAAAAGUAGUAGUCCAUUAGAGAAGAAUUUAGCUACCUUACCCAAGCAACAAUUAGAAGUUCAGGGUAUUACGCGACAAGUACUACCUGAUGUUAUUAAGAAAGCUGAGAAUAAUUCAAGUGUUUAUCGAACUACGUUAUUGAAAAAAGAUAAGGAAAGGAUUAGAAAUCUACGAAAUCGCAACGAUGAUGAAUCUAAAAUUAAGCAAAACGCGACAAAAACUCAGCAAGAAGAAAUACUUAGCAGUAAAGAGAGCGAAGUGGGUAUUGAUGGAAAAUCGCAAGAUUGUGAACCAAUCAAACCUAUUAAGAAAAAUGAUCAGAGGCGAAUUAAGUCUUUCCAACAAGAAAAUCAAGAGGAUAAUUUGUUAAAAAGGCCCAAAACAGAUGAUGUUUACGAGUAUCUGGUUUGGGAGCGUAAUCAAAUCGGCUUGAGUUCCGAUAUACAGCAAUUUCGAAGACAGCUGCAACUUAGCAAAUCUAAACAUACCGUCCUAGAAAUGGAUAAUAAAAAGAAUGAAGACCUAAAAUUUCUAUUUCGAAGGAAAGAUGGUGGACAAUUUGUCUAUGCUUUACCCCGUUCAGGAGAAGCUUGUAAUCCGUAUGAUUUGAAAAUUGUUAACGCUAGUUCAGUGUUAAAAUGUGCUAGCUAUUAUACCGCUAGUGCAAGUAAUAUAACUCUGAUUAAAUCUGGCGAAGAAGUAGAAUGCUUGCCUACACUGUUAUGGAUGCAUGAAAGAGACUUAUUUCAUCAAAUUUGUCGAAUUCCUUUCUUUACUAAAUUCAGGUUAUUUAAAUAUGUCUAUCAAUGGAAAAGAGUAAUUCGUUACGAAAAAUGCCAAAGAAUACGAUCUUACAUCAAGCAAGAUUUAUUUCUAACCCAGUAUACGUUGCAGCGAGCUGCCUUAACCAUUCGUUCAUGGUGCGAAGCUGCAUCGAGUAGUCUUGAUGGCCGUAGCAGCGAUGAUAGUGGUAUCGUAUUAGUAGUAGUAACUACAGAUAGAACGCUAUCAUUGAAUGAAUUUAUUCGUAUCCAAACUCAGCAACGACAUCUUGCAGAAGAAAAACUAAAAUUACUGUAUGAAAACGUUGUCCAAAUCGUUUCAUCUGUUUGUCAGGAAAUUUGUGAACAUGAAGGAAUUAAUUUGAAUUUUAAAUUUGAUGCAGAAAUUCGAUCCGGUUCAAGUCAACAGAAGAAGAAAUCCUUAGAUCAUGCAGCCAUAGUACGAUGGCGAGCUGUUUUAGAUCGUUUACGUAGCUUUCUCAAAUAUAUUGAUUACUUAAUACUUGAACUAUCGCGUCGAAUUGUUAUUGUUGCUAUGCGCCUACUGCUAGCUGAAUUUGUUGCAUGUGCUAAUGUAGACAGCGAUCAAAAAGAAUGGGCUGUCAAAUAUCUUAGCGAUAUGAGAAAGAAAACGAAAUGGAGAUCACGUUUAAUUAAAAAUGAGAACGAUCUAUUAUUAGGCACUGAAAAGCAUAAUGUUAUCAACGACGGCGCUAAGGCCUUACUUAAGCUGGAUUUAGUGAUUAUUUUACCUGAAAAAGAUGGUAAUAACGGAAGCUCAACUAAAGGAACAUCAUCACUGGCUCGUUCUAAAGGUAAAAGUAUUGAGAUGUCCUAUGGCAAACGGAAAAGUCUGGAAACAUCCCUCUACAAGCGUUCGAGUGUGGAUUAUUCACAGUAUCGUAAGAUCCACUCCAAUGAGUUAGCAUCACCACGUCGUCAACGGACAAGCAUCCAGCUCUCACCAAAUAAGCGAUCUAGUGGUGAAAUUGCUUCACACAGUAAACGAUCAAGUAUCGAGCUAAAUCAGUAUCCACGAACUAAUGUAGAACUGCUCCAACAGAAAAGGACAAGUGUGGAGUCGUUGCAAGGUACCAGGACUAACCGAUUAAAUGCUCCACGAAAGUCUAUCAUUGUAGGCAUGAAUGAUCAGCCAAGCAAUCAUAAAGGUCGCAAGAAAUCGGUAGCAUUUACUGCUGCGCCGGUUACAUAUCAAUAUCCUAAUCAGAUUAUUAUGGAACCGUUAGCAUUCGAUCAUUUAACUGAGGACGAAGAAGAUGUUACAGAUGGUUCUAUAAUAGCUUUUCAACCUGACAGACAAGAUUUUCGACAAAAAAUGCAGGAUAUUAUUGGGAACAUUGAAAAAUGCGUCCUCCAUCUCCCCUCCUUAUUAAAGCAAGCUUGUCUACAUAAAUAUUGGUCGACCGAAAAGUAUUACAUUAAAUUAUCUAUUGACAAAAAUGAAGGUCAAUCCGAUACUGAAAAACGAUACCCUUGGCCUGAUAUCCAUUUUAUUUUCGGCGAUGACAAUAUUUAUAAUGCGUCAUUGCGUAAAAUUUUUGUAUUACUAAAAGAAGCUAUUGAAGAUGUUGCCAUGUAUUGUAAGGAAUAUGAUCAUUUUUGUGAAAUGGUCGAUUCCUGUGGUCAAAUUGAUGUUAAUAAUUCCAUGGCGCAGCAUGAAUGGUCAACAGAUGAAUUUCAAGAGAUCUUACAACAGCAUACAGAACAGCCAGUUUUUGUAGCCCCUUGGCAAGAUAUCUAUUGCAACCAUGCUACAGCUUUUAUAGUUAGCGAUUAUACUGAGUUAGUAAUAACCUUACCUUCAGAAGUGGAUACUACUUUAUUUCGAAAUACGAUUCUGCCAUUUCCGGAAAAAAUUCUUAAAGAUAUUUAUCAACAUUUACCAACAAUUGCAAGCAAGAAGAACACCGAACUCAUAACAACAAUUAAGACUGCUUCCAAAAAAUUAGAUAAAUAUCCAGAAUCGGUAGAAGAAUUUGUCGAGCAUUUAUCAUUCUUAGCAUUGAUGCUACGACAAUUACCAUCUCUAGAAAAGGAAUUCACUGUGGUUACAAAGCUAUUUACCCUAAUUCGAGAUUUCGAUAUUGUCAUGGAAGGCGAAGAAUUAGCAUUGUACCAAACAUUAAUGCCGACGUUUACCCAUCUAAAAUCUGUCAUAAUACAAUGUGAAGCUAAACGAGAUGAAAACAUUCAAAAGUUCACCAAUGAUCUUGAAUAUUUGGUCGAUGAUUUAAAGCAACAACUCUAUGUCUUAAAACAGGAUAUUCGAGUAUCAUUAUUACUGGACGCUGAUACCAUUAGUAUUGUUGCAUUAGGAAAAAUUCACGAACUGACUGAUCGCGUUGAUGCUCUAGUUGAAAAGGCUCAUGACUAUUCUUCAUAUCAAGAUCAAUUUGGUGCAGCUCUAUCAGCUGCUACAAAGAGAAGAGCGUUACUUGAGCAAGGUAUCAUUGAUGGUAGUACUACCGUGAAUAGCGCGUUGUCAUUACAGAGUGAAAUUGGCGAAGUUCAACGUGAUUUAUCCCUUCGUCGCAUGCUUUGGGAAUCGAUGGAUGAGUGGGAUAAAUUAUAUGUUCAAUUAAUUAAGAGUGAACUCGAGUCUCUCGACGUUGAAGGACUGCAGAAAACUGUAAAUCGCUUUGCGCAAACUGUCUUUUUAUUAGACAAAGGUUUACCUGUCAAUAAUAUUUUACCGACUUUAAAAGAAAAAGUGUUACGAUUUCGGGAAGUCAUGCCGAUUAUAUCUAGUUUGAAAAAUGAAUCGCUAAAACAGCGGCAUUGGACUACUAUACAACGUAUUCUAGGACCACAAAUUAGAACGAAAGGGUUUACGCUUGGGGAGUUGCUUACACUACAGAUCAUGGAUCAUCGAGAUGAAAUUAUUGAUGUAUCAACCCAAGCCGUUAAUGAAAGCAUUCUUGAAUCUAUGUUACAUAAGAUGAUUGAUUCCUGGUUAAGUACCGAUUUUACAUUGGUUCCUCAUACGAAUGGGACUUUUAUUAUUGGUGCUGCCGAUGAUAUCUUUACUUUGUUAGAUGAAAGUCAAGUCACGUUGGCUACUAUUAAGGGUUCUCGAUAUGUCGAGCCUAUUAAGAAUACUAUGGAAGAGUGGGAUAAAAAAUUAGAUAUAUUUACUGAAACAUUUGAAGAAUGGUUAAUCUGUCAAAGGAAAUGGCUAUAUCUGGAAAAUAUUUUUGCAACCGCCGAUAUACAACGGCAAUUACCAGUUGAGAAUAAAUUGUUCUCCCAAGUUGAUAAGUCAUGGCGUGAUAUCAUGCGACAUACCCACGAAAGGCCAAAUGCAAUGAGAUCAGCAACAGCUGCGGGUGUACUAGAAAUACUUCAAGCUGGUCAUUCGCACUUGGAUAAGAUCUUUAAAUGUUUAGAGGAUUAUCUUGAAACGAAACGCCUUGUCUGUCCAAGAUUUUACUUUUUAAGUAAUGAAGAGUUGUUGGACGUUAUAUCCAAUUCCAAAAAUCCCAAAGCUAUUCAGCCUCACUUAUCGAAAUGCUUUAGCAACGUUAAGCAACUUAUGCUGGAUAAAGAAGCUGACAUUGGUUCAGUAUCAAUAAUCGCUAUGAUAUCUUCGGAAUACGAGACUGUUAAAUUGAUAAAGGAAUUGAACGAUGGUAUCAGGACUUGGAAUAAUCUUGAGAAAACAGCAUGGUUUGAGAAAAAUUUUGGCCAAAUUAUUCUCACUACUACACAAAUCAUGUUUUGCAAGCAUGUUACGUCAUCUUUACUGGAAAAAAACCAUGGAAAUUCCUUAAAGAAGAUUCGUGAAGAUUUGAUUAGUGAUUUAAACAGACAAGCCGACUUAGCUCAUCGACCCUUGCCUUUACACAAAUAUGAGAGUUUGGUUGCGUUGAUGACAAUUAGCGUGCAUAAUCGUGAUAUUGUUGCUAAAUUAAUCGACUCUGAAGUGAGUAACCCUGAUGAUUUCGAGUGGGAUAGACAACUACGCUACGAAUGGGAUGAUCUUAAUAAAUCAUGCGAUGUGAACCAGUCUGGUAGUCAUUUCGAAUAUGGAUAUGAAUAUUUAGGAUGCUCUAGCCGGCUUGUCAUUACCCCACUAACAGAUAGAUGUUAUCUAACGUUGACGGGAGCUUUAAAACUAAAUCUCGGUGGAUCUCCUGCUGGACCAGCAGGUACUGGCAAAACGGAGACGAUUAAAGACUUAGCCAAGGCAAUGGGAAAGUACUGUGUUGCGUUCAACUGCUCCGAAGGUGUUGAUUUUAAAGUCAUCGGAAAAUUUUUAUCCGGAUUAGCGCAGUCAGGUUCUUGGUGCUGCUUUGAUGAAUUUAAUAGAAUCGACGUGGAAGUAUUAUCUGUUGUAGCGCAGCAAAUGCACACCAUUAAAUCGGCUAAAGAUAGAAUGGCUACUAGAUUCGUUUUUGAAGGGUAUGACAUCAAACUUAUAAAAUCUUGUGGCGUAUUCAUAACUAUGAAUCCAGGCUACGCGGGGAGGGUUGAAUUGCCAGACAAUGUCAAGUCUCUAUUUCGUCCUGUAGCGAUGAUGAUACCUGAUUAUGCUAUGAUCGCAGAAAUUAUACUAUUUGCUGGUGGCUUUACGGAGGCCGCAGCAUUAUCGUAUAAAAUAGUUAAUUUAUACCAACUAGCCAGCAAGCAAUUAUCACAACAGGAUCAUUAUGAUUUCGGGUUAAGAGCUAUAAAGUCUGUUUUAGUUACUGCUGCACAGCUGAAGAGAAGCUGCAAGCACGAAGAAAAUAUAUCUCGGAAGCAACAUGAAUUAGAAAUUCUUGCUCAAGCCAUUCAAAAUGCCAAUCUUCCUAAAUUUAUAGUUGAUGACAUUGUCAUCUUUGAAAGGAUCAUGGAUGAUGUCUUUCCUAAUAUUAGGUCUAUUACGUUGACAGAUCGCGCUUUACAGUAUGGCAUAUGUGUUGCUAUGAGGGAAGAUUUUCUAGUUCAAGACAUAGGCCAAAUAAGAAAAAUAUCGCAGUUGUAUGAAACACUUUUAGUACGCCAUGGUGUCAUGAUUAUUGGACCUACUGGCGGUGGCAAAUCGGUAGCGUAUACUAUAUUAGCGAAGGCGUUAUUUUAUCUUCCUAUCAUUCGUCGCUAUCUAGAAGAGAAUGGCAAAAUUGAUGACGAAGAAGUUGCGGCAGAGAUCGAGGGGGGUACUUUUGGUAGGCGACCUAAUGUUCAAAUAACGCGUCUAAAUCCGAAAUGCGUUAGCCUUGGCGAAUUGUAUGGUGCAAUUGAUGAUAACACUAUGGAAUGGACUGAUGGCAUUUUAGCUCACAUUACUCGCCGAUAUGCAAAAGAAGCAGCUCCUGCGGAUCCAGUCAUUUAUGGAAUAUCACCAGGUGUGAUAACAAGGAUGAAUUCUCCACAUGAUGAACCAGACACUACAGCUGAAGAUGAUGUAGAAAAUCAGACUAAUUCAUCGCAAGAAGAAGAAGAAGAGACAGAAAAUGAUGAACAGCCUAUUAUUGAAGAAAAUGAGCAAGUUGAAGUCGAGGCAAAUGUUGAACCGAUAGAAUUUAAAAUGUGGCGAUGGAUUGUAUUAGAUGGUCCUGUAGAUCCUUUAUGGAUUGAAAAUCUUAACACAGUUUUGGAUGAUACGAAAAUGUUAUGCUUGGCAAAUGGAGAAAGAAUUGGACUAAGUGAUGGAAUGAGACUGUUAUUUGAAGCAAGCGAUUUAAAACAGGCUUCUCCGGCUACAGUCAGCCGAUGCGGUAUGGUUUAUAUGGACCCUAAGGAGCUAGGAUGGAGACCUUAUGUGCGGCAUUGGAUAGGAACAGUUCCCAAGGCUCUUCCAGAUAUGGCCAGCGAUCUAAUAUUACAAUUAUUUGAUGCAUCUGUCGACCGUGGAUUUGCUUUCUUGGAUAUCUAUUCCAAAUAUCAAUACCUUAAAGUACCACUUUUAAGCGUUAUUUCUACGCUGUGUAGCAUUAUCCAAAUAUUUCUAGUGUAUCUGGAUACUCAUGGGGGGUUUGGCCACCGUUCUAGCUCUGCCGAAGAUGAAGCUACCGCCAUUGGGAGUGUAUCAUCGUUAGAUACUAUUAAUAAUUACAGCAGCUAUAGUCGAUUAUCAACUGCUCGCCCCGGUAGUAUCACUCAAUUGCGAGCUAAAACAUUACUCUCUAAAAUACAACAUCAGUCUUUUCUGCAAAGGCAACCGGGUAUGCUUCUACCUUUAAUGGGCAAAAUAUACGUUUUUGCCUUUACUUGGGCUUUCGGUGGAUCGCUUGAAGGCGAAUGUGAUUAUGAUGAUGAUCCUGACGCAGAAAGUUACGACAUUGACCGUACUGUUAAUGCUAGAGUUGCAUUUAAUGCAUUUGUUCACGAGCUAUUUAAUCUUGAGCCGCCGCUAGCAGUACAACUUCCAAAUUCUAAGCACUCUAUUUUUUCAUAUUAUAUUGAUAUGCAAACUGGUAAUUUUACGUCUUUUGAUACAUUAAUUUCCCCAACGAAAGAAAUUGUGAACCGUUAUGAUGAAACAAAUCAUUCGGAUCGAUUAAAGCAUAUACUAGACAAUGUUUCUAGCAAUAUAUCCAAAUAUACUCAAAUUUUACCUGCUUUAAACAAUCGCAAGUUAAUACCUACCAUCGAUACAGUUCGAUAUUCGUUUCUUAUGGCCCUGUUACUUUGCCAAGGAAGACAUGUUCUAGUAACAGGGGAGUCUGGAAUUGGUAAAUCUGCUUUAGUAAAAGAUACACUGAAAUGCUUAGAGAAACAACACGGAACAGGUUUUGGGAAAGAUACCAUUUUAGGAAAAAUAUUCAAUAAGGCCAGAGCCACAGGGGAUAAUCCUUGGGGUGGUAAAUCUAAGGGUGUUCAAAGCGAAGAAAAAGAUCUUUAUAGCACAGAAAUGGCCUCCGCUGCAAUACAAUUUGCUGCCAAUACGACAGCGUCCAAAGCUAGACAGCAAUUACAAAGCGUUCUCGUAAAACGUGGUAAAAAUAUUUUAGGUGCUCCUGGUAAUAAAAAGAUGACAAUAUUCGUAGACGACAUUAAUUUACCGCAACGAGAUCAGUUUCAUUCUCAGCCCGCCUUGGAAGUAUUACGUCAAAAUAUUGACAGUGGUGGAUUUUAUGACGUUAAAAGCUACUCAUGGAAGACUAUCUAUGAUGUCGCAUUCGUUGCUGCAUGUGCACCGCCCGAAGGCAGCCGAAGUCAACUCAAUGAGAGAAUUUUACGCCAUUUUUGCGUAUUAUGUAUAUCCAAGCCUUCCGAUAAGUCAUUACGGCAUAUUUUCCAGUCUCAGUUAGGACAAUUUUUAACUAAAAAUGAGUUUACUGCGGAAGUGAGAGAUUGUAUGGCACCACUUGUCUCAUCAGCCAUUGCUAUUUAUCGUAAAAUUGACAAAGUGAUGCUUCCUACUCCAUCAAAGCCACACUAUACCUUCAAUGUUAGAAAUCUUGCUCAGGUUAUUCAAGGACUUACUCAAGCCGAUCCUUUAUCGAUCGUAACAAAGCAAAAUUAUAUCGAUUUACUCAUUCAUGAAGUCAGUCGUGUGUUCUAUGAUCGCUUAGUGGAUCAAGACGACCGGAAGCAAUUUUAUAAAAUUGUUUCAAACAGUUUACAUGAUUAUUUCAAGGCCAGUGUUGAAGGGAAUCAAUUACAAAGGAACACGCUUGUAUUUUGUGAUUUCAGCGAUGAAAAGUCUCAUUCAUUAGACAGAGUUUAUAAACCAGUGAGCGAUUUUCGGUCGUUGACUGAUAUUCUGGUGGACUUUAACAAUCGAUACAAAAAUUCUACCGGAAAGGAAAAUCAAAUUAUAUUUUUUAACGAGUGUAUUCAACAUAUUGUGCGUGCUGCUCGAGUGUUUAGGCAACCUGGAGGGAAUAUGCUUCUGGUUGGAAUCGGUGGCACAGGAAAACAAGUAGUGGCUGAACUUGCAGCCUACAUUGCACAGUGCCAGAUACAUUAUCUUAAUGUCAUUAGAGGAUACGGAAUGACAGAAUUUCACGAAGAUCUCCGCAGCCUAUUUUUACGAGCAGGGGUAGAUGGCGUUAAAUGUGUUUUUAUUUUGAAAGAUGAACAUAUCGUUAAGAGAGUGCAGGAAAAUCUACAUAUUGCCUUUUGUACUAGUCCAACUGGUAAACAAUUUCGCAAGCGAUGCCGAACUUACUCAGCUUUAGUCAACUGUUGCACAAUUGACUGGUACGAUGAAUGGCCGGCAAAUGCCUUACAUUCAGUGGCUACAAAGUACUUAUAUAACCUAGAUAUCCCAUUACCCAAAAGUAAAGAUAAUGCGAAAAGCAAGAGUAAUAAAUUGACCAAUUUACAGAAUUACUGUAUUAGCUUGGCUGAUGCUUGUGUCGCUUUCUUCAUGAGCUCAAAAGAAAUGGCAACAAAGAUGGCUGAUGAAAUUAAACGACAUUACUACUUAACACCAACUAAUUAUUUAGAUUCAAUGCAUUUAUUUGCUAAAAUGUUGAGUGAUCAGCAGCAAAAGAUUGCUAGAAAUAAGGAGAGGUUAAAAAGUGGUCUAAGUAAGUUACAACAAGCUGAAACAUUUGUUAUCAGUAUUAAAGACGAACUGGUUAAACUUGGUCCGUUAAUCGAAUUAAAAGCUCAGGAAAAUGAGAAAUUGAUGACUGAAUUAAAAAAUGAAGAAACAGAAGUAGAGAAAAUGAAGACCUUGAUAGAAACGGAAGAAGCUUUAACAGCACAAGAAGCUCGUGAAGUAGAACAGAUUACUAAGGAUGCGGAAUUGGAUUUAAACAAAGCUCUACCAGCAUUGGAUGCUGCUAAUUCUGCUUUGAAUGCAUUAGAUAAAUCCGAUAUUGCUGAAAUUCGGGUUUAUACUAACCCUCCAGAUUUGGUUAUGACUGUAAUGGCUGCUGUGUGUACACUUCUCCAGGAGAAGGCCGAUUGGGUUACCGCUAAGCAGCUUUUAACGGAUACUACUUUUCUUGUUAAACUGAUCACAUUUGAUAAAUCUAGCUUGUCGGAUAGGAAUUUAGCAAGAUUACAUAAGUACACUAGUCAAGCCGACUUUACUCCGGAAAAAGUUGGUCAAGUAUCUGUGGCUUGUAAAUCAAUGUGCCAGUGGGUUUUAGCAGUACAACAUUAUGCAGAAGUUUAUAAAAUUGUAAAGCCGAAGAUGAAUCGUUAUGAAACACUUAAAAAUGAACUAGAGCUAGCUAGGGACAAUCUAGAUCGUAAACAGCAGAAAUUGCGAGAAAUAGAAAAGCACUUGAAAGAUCUGCAAAAACGUUAUAAGAAAAGUGUAGCUGAUCAUGAAUAUUUAUGGCAACAUAAGGAACUGUCUACGUUAAGGCAAUAUAGAGCGACAUUGCUAACAAAGUCAUUAUCUGGAGAAAAGGAUCGCUGGUCUGACGCAAUUGAUGAAUUAGAUAUACAUCUAGAAACCAUUGUUGGUGAUUCCCUUCUCUCCGCUGCCUACUCUACUUAUGCAGGGGCUUUUACAGUAGAUUACCGAAAGCAAUUAAUCUCAGAUUGGGUUGGGAAAUGUAGCCAAGAAGAAAUUCCCAUCGCAAAAAACUAUUCCUUCAUAUCACAUCUGUCAUCUAAUCUGGAUAUGCAAGGUUGGCAUGCUCUUGGAUUGCCGAAGAAUGAUCAUUCACGUCAAAAUGCUGUUAUAGUUAUGAAUUGUUAUAAAUGGCCACUUAUGAUUGAUCCACAAGGCCAAGCAAGACUUUGGAUUCGAAGGAUGGAAGGUGAACGAUUAAAAUUAGUUAAAUCUACGGACGUAAAUUACAUGAGAACUUUAGAAAAUGCUAUUCGAGUUGGGGAACCCGUACUCUUGGAGGGCAUUGAUGACACCUUGGAUCCCUCUCUUCGUCCUAUUUUGCUGAAGCAUUUAGAAAAUAGGGGUGGGCAGGCUGUUAUCCAAAUUGGAGAUACAGAGUUGGCGUAUAACUCUAAUUUUAGGCUUUAUUUGACAACACAAUUGGCUAAUCCUAUUUAUUUACCCGAGACUUGUGCUAAAGUGACGGUAGUCAACUUUUCAACAACUUUUGAUGGAUUAAGAGAUCAACUGCUAUCGAUUGUAGUUCAAAAGGAAAAGCCGCAGCUUGAAAUACAGCGUCAAAACCUAUUAGAGAGUAUUGCAAGCGACAAAGUAAAACUGCGUGAUAUCGAAGAUAAAGUACUUACUUCCUUGCAGGAUUCUGAGGGCAACAUACUAGACGAUGAAAAUUUAGUGACAUCGUUGGAGGAAAGCAAGAAGACGUCUGCUGUUAUUAAAGAGCGAGUAUCACAGUCUGAAAGCACUCAGAGAAAAAUCGAUGUCAAUAGAAAUAAAUUUUUUCCGAUUGCUACGAGGGGCGCUAUCAUCUAUUUUGCUUUGCAAGAUUUGGCAUUUAUAAAUCAUAUGUAUCAAUUUUCUUUGGCUUGGUUUACCAAUCUAUUCUCUGACUGUAUCUCUAAUAUUAAAAAUAAACGGCCAGCCUCAUCGCCUGCAUCAACUCAAAGGAGAGCUAGCUCUAGGAGAAUUCUAAAUAUUCAAGCAGAAAUCCAUAGUAGUACGCCAACAAAUGAUGGAUACAAUGUGGUGAAGGAAGAAGAAAAACCCGAGGAAAAAUUUGAGACAUAUAUAAGGAACUCAAUGUAUAAAAUUACUAUGGCUGUCUAUCGAUUGGUCUCGCAAGGAUUAUUUUCUCGCCAUCAGUUAACCUUUUCCUUUAUUUUAACUACACGCAUCCUUGCUUCUAAUCAUGGUGGUGAUCAGUUGCAGGAUAAAAGUGAAUUAAUAACUGAAAUGGAGUGGAAUACCUUUUUACAUGGCGCACAUUACGCCACUAAGGAUACCCAUUUAUUUGAAGAAAAAAAGCGAAAUCCACUCAGCCAUAGUGAUUCAAAGCAGCUAUCGUUUCAUACUGGACAUUUUAGCCCAUCUCCAGUUAGGUGGAUUACAGAUUCUGCAUGGCAUGAAUGUCGCGAGUUAGCCAAGAGAAUGAUAGAAUUCCAUGGUCUUACCGAUCACAUAUUGAAUAAUAAAGGAUUUUGGGAAGCAUUUUCGAAAUCUGAAAUUCCAUAUUUUAAACUCAAAGGCAAUGUUACGGAAAUGUCUAAUGAGCAAUCAGAAACCAAUGAUACCAGUAGUACAGUUAGCGAAGAUAGUAGUGAUAUCUCCAAGGAAGAAAAUCCGUUUCAAGUCAGCAAUUUAUCUUGUUUCCAUCGAUUGAUUUUGAUUAAAGUUCUAAGACCAGAUGUUUUAAGUCUUUCAAUUUGGUAUUAUAUCGAAGAAUCAAUGGGCAAUAGUUUAAUAUCUGCUGGUGGUUUUGACAUAAAAGAAAUCUAUAAGCAAUCAAACUGUAAAACACCAUUAAUUUUUUUACUUUCGCCAGGCAGCGAUCCCAUUUCCAUAUUGGAGAGAUUUGCUAGAGACAAGUUUGGUUCUAUUACCAAUAUUGAUAUCGUAUCAUUAGGUCGUGGCCAAGGUCCUAGAGCUGUCGAAUUAAUAAAUAAAGCCUGCUCCCAGCAGAAUGGACGAUGGGUUUUACUACAAAAUUGUCAUCUUGCAGAAUCUUUCAUGCCAGAGUUACGCCGAAUUGUUGAUGAGAUUGUAUCGGGUAGUGACACAAUUGAUCCCUACUUUCGACUUUGGCUAAGCUCCAAGCCUGAUCCAUUCUUUCCAGUUGAUAUCUUGCAAGCCGGGUUGAAAAUCAGUGUUGAACCACCGCAAGGUCUGAAAGCUAAUUUGCUGCAGUCAUUUAACAGUGGCUUAAUUUAUGAGGAGUCAUUCGAAGAUCACCAUACUGGACCUGCUUGGAAAAAAGUUCUCUUUGGAUUGUGCUUCUUUAAUGCAGUUGUUCUUGAAAGGAAGAAAUAUGGACCACUGGGAUGGAAUAUUCCUUACGAAUUUAGCACUUCUGAUUUAGAGGUUUCUAUUCAGUUAUUGCGAAUGUUGCUAUCAGAGGAAGAUACACCUUGGGAUAAAAUUCAUUACUUAAUUGGAGAGUUGGCUUAUGGAGGGCGCGUAACUGAUGAGUGGGAUAGAAGAUGCUUGAGAGGGAUUUUAACGAAAUUUUGCGGAAGAGACUGUGUUACAGAUCAUUAUUCUUAUACAUCAAACCAGGUUUAUCGACCUAUUCGGACAGAUGCUAGCUUCACAGAAUGUAUUGAAUAUAUAGAAAGUUUGCCACCAACAGAUUCGUCAGAGGUAUUUGGGAUGCAUCAAACUGCUGAGAAAACUUUCUUGUUAACUCAAGGUAAAUUGAUUGUGGAGGUAUUGCAAGCUAUUGACUCACAUGGGCAGAAAAUAGCUGGGUAUGAUCAAGGUAGCGAUGGAAUAGUUCUACAAAUCCUUGAAGAAAUGCAGAGUACGAUACCAUUAGAAAUCAAUUUAGUCAUAACUCAAAAUCAAACGAAAUAUGGUUUGCCAACUGCAGCUAUUGGUGCGGCACAUGAUGACCUGGCAGUACUAGCAGAACAGCGUUUAUUUUAUCAACCUUUCCAACAAGAAUUUACACCUUACACAGCUUUAGAUACUGCUUUAAAACUGGAAUGUGUGCGUUUCAAUAGGUUAUUGCACAAGGUUCAUCAAACAUUAAAGGCACUCAAACUAGGUAUAGAAGGGCGAGUAAUUAUGUCAGAAGAAUUAGAGCAGACAUAUGUUGCACUCUUGAGAAAUCGGGUUCCUAAAUUAUGGAUGGCUGUUUGUUACGAAUCAAGUAGACGAUUAGGCUCUUGGGUAACGGAUCUGAUUCGACGUAUAGAUUUUAUACAGUACUGGUUGGAUUUAGCCAUGGAAGCUUCGCAAGUUAGGAAGAAGAAUAGUCUGAUUAGUGCAACUGUCUCUUCUGUCAGAUCUGAAAUUUCCAAAGCAGAUAUAAGUAGUAGCCAUUCCAGGCUUCCAUCGCGUGAUUCCAUUACCUCGACAAAGUACACAUUCGAUACUAGCUCCAAUUUUAAAGGGUAUCCUGAUUCAUUUUGGCUGCCGGCAUUCUUUUACCCUCAAGGAUUUUUGACUUCGGCACUGCAACAUUGUGCUCGUAUAUUGAAUUUACCCGUUGAUACCAUACAAUUUCAACAUAACAUCUUAGGAUAUGAGGAUACUUCGACCAUGUAUUCGGACUUUAAUUCGCAGCAGUUCGGCAGCAAUCAGGAUAUCUUGGAUGGUUUUAUUAUAUAUGGAUUACAUCUGGAUGGAGCUCACUGGGAUGAAGAUUUUUUAUCUUUACGUGAUCCCAAAAUAGAACAAAAGCAUAGUAUGAUGCCAUCCAUCACAUGCAAAGCUGUAGAGAUAUCUCGAAUUAAAGAAGAGAAAUCAGGUCGUUAUUUUUAUGAGUGUCCAGUAUACAUUACACCCUCAAGAGCUGGUAGCCUUUCCUCAACUGGAUUGUCGAAUAAUUUUGUUACUUCCAUAAAUUUACCAAGUGAUCACCCACCAGAGCAUUGGGUACUACGAGGUGUUGCGCUGCUAUGCCAACCUGAGGAUUAG
Messenger RNA from Trichoplax adhaerens, 14226 nucleotides. RefSeq lists its product as uncharacterized. Gene Ontology annotation, molecular function: ATP hydrolysis activity; dynein light intermediate chain binding; minus-end-directed microtubule motor activity. The transcript is spliced from 79 exons. The coding region runs from base 1 to 14226 and encodes 4741 amino acids. The record is from RefSeq and is a predicted model, not a curated record. Gene Ontology annotation, biological process: microtubule-based movement. Lineage: Eukaryota; Metazoa; Placozoa; Uniplacotomia; Trichoplacea; Trichoplacidae. Gene Ontology annotation, cellular component: dynein complex.